AUGGCGAGCAACCGCUUUGACACGUUCAGUGCAGCCUCCAACUUGAGAGCGGCAAUUGCUUCACAGCCCUCCCCGUCUCCUUCAACGGGUAAAGCCACACCAGACAGUCAGAAGCCGCGUAAGAGAAAGGGACACCGGGGCGGCAAGAAGAAGCGAUCGCGGCGAAAGAGCUUUGCUAUACUCGCAGAGGAUAGCCAUGAUGAAGCUGGUCCGUCGGGCUCUGGCCUGCUGUAUCAGGUGCCGAGCGCCAACCUAAGCGGUACCAGCAUUGACAGCGAAGCACUGCUUGACCAUCGAGAGCAGAAGCCGAUGCGAAUGCGCCGUGCGUCGACAAUAGCGGGUGCGAGUCCCUUCCACAAUCCGUUUUCCUCGACUCCGGGUGGCAGCCGGCUGCGUUCUAUGCAGAUUCCAACUAGUGCUGAGGGAAAUGGCGAGCGAAGUCCCUGGGAUGAGACGGCUCCAUUGCUGCCAGGAUCUUCAAAGAAGGGCACGCCAACAGGCCCUUCAAGCUAUGGAGCAAGUGAUGCCAAAGGCGGCCGAAAUAGAAGCCGACGAUCCAGCAGGUCAUCGAAGAAUAGGCUACAACUUCCGCAGAGUGCCAUGGAUGGGUGGGACGUGAACCAUCCGCCCUCUGUCCCGGGCUCACCCACAUUUGCUGCGGCUGGCCCAGAGUUGGUGUUUGGAGACGUCAUGAUUCGGGACGAUCUAUCUCUAGGUGGUGGUAGUGGUCGGCACUCAGAUAAUGAGGAGGCCGUGUCAGAUACUGAGGGCUCAGCUCAUGACCACAGACAGGAUAUUCAUCGACGGCCCACAGUCGACGCUUCUGGAGACGUUUGCUUCCCUGCACCGGGCAUGUCAGAGCUUGGUGAGGAGGAAUAUGAUGCUCAGUCUAGGGACCCUCAAGUCCAUCAGCGGCGUGGACGUCGACGACGUGGUCAAUGGCCAGACUUAUCUGUGUUGGAGGAAUGGAGGCAAUAUGAAAAGGAGGAUCGCAGUGAAGAGCGACGGGUCAAGAGAAUCACGGAGCCACAGCUGAUUAACGGGCGGUUGCGCCCCAUUCGAAAGGGAUGGUUUCAGACUGAUGAAGAGAUCCCUUAUCGAUUCACAUAUUUCAACGAAGAAUUCCAAAGCACCAUACACAGUCAGACAAUAUCAGAGCUUGUCCAGCCUGGAAGCGACUUUCGAGAGCUCUUUAUCCCCGACCCACGCAUUCUAUCAGAUGAUGAGACUAGCGAUGACGACGAUACUGUUUCACUGGCAACAAAGCGUCAGCACUCUUUCAACGGUCUAGAUGUUGAUUCCAAGCUGUCCACUCGUCAGCCAUCCAUCGCCGAGUCACGAAGAGGCGGCACCAUGUCGCCCAGCCUGGAUCCUGGUAAUGCAUCCCGACGUGCUAGCCCAAGCGGGAUCAAAUCACCUAAAGAUAAUACCAUUCCUACUUCCGCUCCUACCACGGCAGAACAGACAGAAAAGCCUAUUCGUUACGGGGAGCGGCCAGUAUGGUGGCUCGAUGUCCUUUGCCCUACAGAGGCAGAAAUGAAAGUAAUUGCCAAGGCAUUUGGCAUUCACCCCCUCACUGCCGAAGAUAUCAUGCUCCAAGAGGCGCGAGAAAAAGUUGAGCUCUUCCGCCACUAUUACUUCGUCAACUACCGAACAUUCGACCAGGACAUCAACAGCGAGAACUACCUCGAACCAGUCAACAUGUACGUUGUCGUCUUCCGCGAAGGCGUGCUCAGCUUCCACUUUUCCAUGACGCCUCAUCCCGCCAAUGUGCGCAGACGUAUCCGCCAGCUACGAGACUACCUCAUCCUGUCAUCCGACUGGAUAUCCUACGCCAUCAUCGACGACAUUACCGAUGUUUUCCAGCCUCUCAUCCAAACUAUUGAAGAUGAAGUCGACGAAAUUGACGAGAACAUCCUACGCAUGCAUACACCCGAGAGAGACGAGAAAACAGCUCACCUCCGCGACGACAGUUCCUCCUUCUUCGACUCGGGAGACAUGCUACGAAGGGUAGGCGACUGUCGAAAGCGAGUCAUGAGUCUGUACCGCCUCCUGGGUAACAAGGCAGACGUCAUCAAAGGGUUUGCCAAGCGCUGCAACGAGCGUUGGGAAGUGGCGCCUAGGUCUGAAAUUGGUCUUUAUCUCGGCGAUAUACAAGACCACAUUGUGACUAUGACUUCUAAUCUUGGUCACUACGAAAAGAUCCUAGCCCGCUCCCACGGCAACUAUCUCGCUCAAAUCAACAUCCGGAUGAACGAGAGACAAGAGCAAACCGCCGAUGUCCUCGGCAAGCUCACCGUCCUAGGAACCAUUGUCCUCCCCAUGAACAUCAUCACCGGUCUAUGGGGGAUGAAUGUCUGGGUCCCAGGCCAGGAGUACGAAGGUGAUUUAGCAUGGUUUGCCUGGAUUACAGCUGGGUUACUGCUCUUCGGCACCGCUUGCUACAUGAUUGCGAAGAGAGUGUAUAACAUUGUUUAA
Molecule: messenger RNA, 2478 nt
Organism: Pochonia chlamydosporia 170
Lineage: Eukaryota; Fungi; Ascomycota; Sordariomycetes; Hypocreales; Clavicipitaceae
Product: CorA family metal ion transporter
Exons: 3
Coding region: 1-2478 (825 amino acids)
Biological process (GO): magnesium ion transmembrane transport; intracellular magnesium ion homeostasis
Cellular component (GO): plasma membrane
Molecular function (GO): magnesium ion transmembrane transporter activity
Source: RefSeq, a predicted model, not a curated record